Messenger RNA from Paramisgurnus dabryanus, 2086 nucleotides. Lineage: Eukaryota; Metazoa; Chordata; Actinopteri; Cypriniformes; Cobitidae. The record is from RefSeq and is a predicted model, not a curated record.
ACACAGCAGAGACAUGCAUUGAGGUUAAUUACCCACAUGUUUUUAUAUGAGGCUCUAAAGCAAUAUAUUCAACCAUGCGUAUUUAUGCGGUCUUUUAAGGUUCGUUUGUAACAUCAUAAGUUCCUCUACAGACAAUCAAGAAUCAAUUAUGCUUACAAGCUGUUAUCAGUUGACACAAACCAGAUCUCUCGUCUUUAACAGUUUCGUAUAAAGUAAGGCACCACUCAGAAUGUAUUUUAACACCCCUGAAAACUAGUGAUUGAAACUUACAGCGAGAAAGUCUGCGUUAAAGAGUCUAGAAAAGAAAUGGAGACAUACCUUACUGGAGCCCUGAACGACACCGACUACGCUAAUGUUGCGGCUGAAAUUUGUGCUUUAAAUACAGGAUUGGGGAACCCCACGGUUAAUGAUGAAAACUUGCAUAACAACAUUAGAUCAUCUGAUCGAGAUGUGGUGUGGGGAGUUACAGGUCUCCACACACUCGCGAAUUUGUCUAACCUCCUGGAUAGCAUACCCAAUACAUCAGGGGUUCUAAGAAAUAACGAGAACGGGAUCUGUGCUACGGCUACUCGACACAACGAUGGUAGAUCUGGGAUACGCAAACCACUCUCGGAUUUGUCUAUCCUGGUGGAUAAUAUACCCCACACGACACUGGGUGGCCAUGGAUCACACAAAAGACAGAGAUCCAUUCAGGCCGAGAUUCACACACCAAGGGGCCCGCAUACAACUUUACGAAAUACUGAUGCAAAGAGACAACGAACGGUUCGGAGUGUGUCCCCCGUUUUGAAUGACAGAGUCAUCGCAAGCGAUAAUGUAGGACCAUUGGAGUCUGACGCUAGAACAUCUGGUCAAGGGUCGAGCACACAUGACAUAGUAGAGAGCUUUGUAGAUUGGGAUGAGGAUCUGUUUAUCGCAUGGGACGCUUGUGAUUUUGAACUACCUACACCGGUGCAAUCACCAUCAGCGUCCAUGAAUGUACAAGGAACAACUGUGGCUUCCGAACAGACCCCAGAGUUAGGGGUGAAUCACAUAAACCAAGAAGACAACAAUUCUGAGGAUACAGAAUUGUCCCCAUAUGUUUUGACCCAGAACCUCGAUGUUCAAAGAACCGUGGAUUCCGAACAGACCAUCGCUGUGAUACAACUAAAUCGAGAAGAGGUUGGUUCUGAGGAUACAGAAUUGUUCCCAUAUGUUUUGACCCAGAACCUCGAUGUUCAAAGAAUCGUGGAUUCCGAACAGGACCCGGAGUCACUGCCUGGUAAUCAACAGGCCUAUAGAAACAAACUUGUGGCUGAUGAACAGGUCACGGACAGCACAGGAAAUGAAGUGACUCCAGAAGAGCUCAAAGACUUUUUGCAUUAUGUAUGGCACGAAUAUGUACAGUUUAAGCAGUUUGUAGUCGAUGGUUUUGCAAUCCAGGAUACAGAGCGAAGAAAACUGUUGGGGUUAAUCGCCGAAAUUAUCACUCUGUUAAAAAACCCGACUUUGUAAGUGACAAAGCCGUUUUAAACUUAUACCGUUGAGUGUUCUCAAUACCAGAUACAACGGGAAAAUUUUCAAUGUUUAUAUAAUCCGGUUUAUACAUGUUUUUUGAUACCUUGUUGGUGUUUCUUAUACUCAAUAUUAAUAUUAUGAUUUGUUUUUUACUGAUUUUUUUUUUAUUAUCUGAACUAUUGCUUGUUAUUUGUGAUAUAAUGUUUGAAAACAUUAAUAAAAACCCCGCAAAUAUCUUCUUAAGAUGAUUACGCAUUGUUUAAUUAUUGUGGCUUGCUGUACCAAACCAUUCUCUGAUAUAUCAAGAAUAUUUCCAAAGUAACGAAUGUUAAGAUAUUCAUGACCAGGGGUCUAUCCACAGAUUGCACCACAAUGUUUUAAGUGUUGGUUGCGUGCAUGCUACGCAUUCACAAAACAUACAUUUACAUUCAAAACCUAUGGAUUCAAAGACUUAAAGUCAGCAAUUUAUGUCGUUCACAUCAACCGUACCAACAUUUUUAGAAUGUGCAAACUGUUUUACUUCGUUUUAAACAUGUUUGGGUGGUUUCGGUCUAGAUUUUUAUAGAAAACUUCAGAACAUGACACCGUUUUA